Ruditapes philippinarum (Manila clam) is the source of this 4770-nucleotide messenger RNA. RefSeq names its product synaptic vesicle glycoprotein 2C-like. The record is from RefSeq and is a predicted model, not a curated record. Bases 882 to 2465 code for a protein of 527 amino acids. Gene Ontology annotation, cellular component: membrane. Gene Ontology annotation, molecular function: transmembrane transporter activity. Gene Ontology annotation, biological process: transmembrane transport. NCBI's taxonomy places the organism in Eukaryota, Metazoa, Mollusca, Bivalvia, Venerida, Veneridae. The transcript has 13 exons.
UUGUCCACACUACAGUACCAUGUGUCCGGACAGAUAUGUGCAUGGUGCUGAUUUAAUUCAAUAAAAGCUUUUGUGUUUUAAUUUUUUAUUUUAACAUAAUAUAAAAUAUUUCAGCAGCAAAUGCUGAAGUUUUGGAUAUUCUAUUGUUUACUCUGCAAAUGAUUAUAGGUGGUAUAUGAGGUCAGGUAUUGCACACUUGAUGCCCCAAUUUUCAGCGUCAACAUUCUUGAAAUAGACAAUAAAAUAUUACCGUUUACGGAAGUUGAAAUAAAUUUUAUUAAUCAUAGAAGAAACAUGCAUGUUGAUAAUAAAGUGACUGAUAGAUUGAAAACCACUGAACAAAGAAAAAAAUCUAAAUUAAGCAUUUUCUGGGUCGUUCGGGUUUGGUGGUUGUCCGGUUUUGGUGGUCUCCAGUAUGUUGUUUGCUUAAACUUUGAAAAGACUGUACGUAGUCUGGAGUUCCUUUCCCUUACACUAUAUUCCGUUGAAAAUGAAGGUAUGAAACCAGGCUAGACAAUAUGAUGCUUUUAUGGUGGCGAUGAUUUGUUACUUUAAGGAUUUUAUAGUGCUAGUUUGAUAAACCAUUUUGUCUAAUGAUCCAAGCGUUUUGUGUUGAAGAAAUUUUGCAGAUACAUUAGAUUUAAUUUGAUGUUUAAAACUCCAGAUGAGCCGAACUAUUUCAAGAAAAUCAAUAUUGAGAAGAAUGUACUAAAAUUUUAAGAAAGAGUAUAGAAACAUUGGAAUUAAAAUAAGAAGAAAAGGGACAAUUUUUAUCUAAUAUUUUAACAGAAUCAUGAGAAAUAUUGACAGUGGUAACAAAACAAAUAUUAUAUUAAGUAUAUGUGAACAUACAAAAUGUUAAGAUUAUAAAAUGUGUUACUAUGACAACUGGGAGAAAAUUAUUCAAGAUGGAUACAGAUAUAGAUGAUGUAGAGGAGAGGGAUCAUUUACUGACAGAUGAUAAUAUAGAUAAUAGUGAUGAGCCUGUUUCCUAUGAGGCAGCGUUAAAGACAAUAGGUUAUGGAAAGUUUCACAUUAUAUUGCUGGCAUUGUGUGGAUGGGCAGUGUCCAGUGAUGCCAUUGAAGUACUUUCAGUGUCCUUCAUGCUGCCGUCUGCUCAAUGUGACCUCAAAUUAUCCUCCGAGGACAAGGGAUGGCUCAAUGCUAUCAUAUUUGUAGGUAUGAUGGUAGGCGGUUAUUUUUGGGGCUCAAUGGCGGACAAGUUUGGGCGUCGUUCUGUGUUGAUGGGCUCACUGACAGUAAAUGGGCUGGGUGGUUUGGUGUCAAGUACAUCUCAAGUGUUCUGGCUGUUUCUUAUAAUGAGGUUUAUAAGUGGUGUGGGUGUUGGUGGAAGCAUACCUGUGAUAUUUUCCUAUUUUACGGAGUUUCUUCCUAAACAGCGAAGGGGAACCAUGAUAAGUGCAUUAGCCACAUUCUGGAUGAUGGGGAAUAUAAUAGCUGCUGGGCUGGCCUGGGCAGUAAUUCCACAUCCAGAACUUGGAUUUUUUUCUGAGAAGUUCACAUACAACAGUUGGAGGAUUUUUGUAGCAAUCUGUACAAUACCUAGCCUUACAUCAGCAGCAAUGUUUGCCUUUAUGCCAGAGAGUCCAAAAUUUUUCCUUACUAUGGGCAAGGAGAGAAAAGCAUUAGACAGUUUAAGAACAGUUUAUAGAGUAAAUGGUAGAAGUGGACCACUGCAGAUAUCACGAUUAAUAUUAACAAAAGAUAAAGACGGUAUAGUUCAAUUGGAGGAUUCUAUAGAAGAAAAAUCAACUUUUAGAGAAGGUGCGAGACAUUUACUUCAUCAAACUCAGGAAUUAUUUGGUAGAACUUUAUUGAGGACAACUGUCAUCAUGAUAGUUAUUAACUUCACUUUGAGUUUCGGAUAUUAUGGGUUAUGGAUGUGGUUCCCAGAGAUUUUUUCAAGAGUUGAGAAGUACGGGGGCUCGCCUUGUAGUCAUCCAACAAUAAAUACAACAUCUUCUAAUGAUACAACAACAUGCAAUGGCAUUCCCAAUGAUUGGGUGUUCUUUGAAGGCUUUAUGACAGCAUUAUCAAAUCUUCCAGGAAAUAUACUUACCAUUUUAAUAAUGGAUAAAGUAGGCAGAAAACCACUUCUAGCAACAAGUAUGGUGUUAGCAGGUGUGACUGUAUUUUUUCUACCUAUUGUUCACAGUAAAGUUCAAAAUUUACUCAUAUCUUGCGCAUUUGGUGCGGUAACUACAGUUGGCUGGAAUGCUAUAGAUGUCCUGCAGGCAGAACUUUUUCCUACAGCUGUCAGGUCAACAGCAUUUGGUUUACAGUCUGGAGUAGGUCGGAUUGCUGCCAUCCUCGGGAAUGUUUCUUUCGGGAGUUUAGUGGAUGUCCAUUGUGCUGUGCCGAUGAUUAUGGUAUCAGUUUUAUUGACUAUUGGAGGGUUGACGGCCAUCAAGCUGCCUAAUACAACAGGGAAAGAUAUCCAUUGAUGGAUGCUGUUUUUCUUGGCAGGAUAAUACACUCGAUCAAACCCAAUCCAAUUCUUAUUGUUAAACUUUUUUGUUUCAAAAAUGAUAUUUAUCAAGUUAAAUAUUUUUUUUAUAUAUUGAUUACAGAUUUGUCUGUGAUACUAUGUUUUAUUGUAUGCCAUAAUUAUACAUACAGCUUCUCAUGUUUUCUACACAUUAUGUUAUUUUCAAUUUUGGUUUUGCGAAAUCACUAUAAGAAGCGUUAUUUAAAGAUGUUUUGGCUUGUAGCUUCACACCUGUCUUCAGGAAUUCAGAAUGGUAAACAAUUGUCAAGGAUCCAAUUCUAGUAUGGACUUCUAUGAAAUUUUACCUGUUUAUGACUUGACAAACUUACGGUUUUGCCUGCAAGUUCUAUCUCUAUAAAUUUUGAAGACACUACUUUGGUGUCAUUUUUAUUUUAGGUCAUUAUUAAAGACAUAGCUUAAGCAUUGAUUUUAAUGAAUAAUACCUCUAUAUGAAUUAAGAAAAUACAUUAUUGUAUAAUUCCACUGCUACAAUCUCUGAUGGUAUUUACUUGAAAUUAUACAAAAGUUUUUUGUUUUUUUUUUUGUUUUUGUUUUUUUAAAUUAAAUGUAGGUCAUUGUCCAUGACUAAACAUUUUUAGUGUAGAUUUCUACUGGGUGUUUAUAUUGGGUUUAUUUUAAGGGUACAUGAAACUGUGAAAGAAGUAGAGUUUGUAUAAUGAUGACAGAAAGUUUUUUAUCCUGCUACUGUCUUUAUCAUCAGCUGGAUAAAGCCUUGCCGGAUAAACUUGUCUAUCUCCAGUCAUUACGUCACAUGAUGAUGUCACAUGUUUAACAGCAAAACAAAACUGCAUAUAGAUGCUAUUUUAUCGUGGAAAAAGAAGAAUGAAACCAUUUGAUUAUUCUAAAAACAUGAACUAAGCAGGAUAAAUCAAAUACUUGGUUGAUGUCGGUAUGGAGAAGGUUUAUCCCGUUCGCUGCGAAAGUGAAUCAUGGCUCGCUAAAGCUCGCCAAGAUACACUUCUGACACCGGAUAAACCUUCUUCAUCCCGACAUCAAUCAUAUAUUUUCUAUAUUUAAACAAUAUAAUUAUGUCAACUAAAUUUUAUGAUACUUAACAUGUAUGUUAUCAUUUCAAAUUAUAAUAAAAAUUAAACUGUUUUUUCCAACAAUGUUAAGUUGGACAAUUUGUAUUUGUGUAUUAUUCAUAAUGACUUGUUAUCAAUUUAGAAUUUGGAUCUGUUAAAUGAAAUAAAUAUUAGGGAAUCUCUUGCUAGCUCCAUAUUACUAUGUUUAUGUUUUAAUAUUAAAGUUGUAGAGAUUAAAAUGAAAAGUAAUCAUUUGAUUUAUUUGCUGUAAAUAAUGCAAGAACUUACAAGCUCAUUUAUAUAUAUUACAUUUUUUAUACCAGUUAAUAUUUUGCUAAAUAUACUGUGUAUGCAACAUGUGAAAGCAGGAAAAUUAGCAUUGCAUACAUGUGAAAGUUGUAUCAGGCAUAAUGUUGCUGACGUGAUCAUCACUUUAUAUAAUGGUCAUAAUAAUAAUAUAAGGAAGUAUAAUAUAAUAAAACGUUCAUCUGAAGACUGUCUUGAUAUAAACUUGUAUAUGGCACUUAUGUACCUCAUUAUACCAGAUCACACUUAUCACACUUCAUUUGUUGUGUAAACCAGUUCCUGAGGUAAUAAAAAUAUUCUCUAAGCUUGGUCAGAAACUGCCACAGUAUGUACUUUGACCAGUGAAAUUCGUAAGAUUUAAAUUAGAACUUAGAAAAAAAAAAGAUUUAAAUUGCCAAGGCCAGUUCUAGCAAAAUCAAUUUGAGAUAAAUACAAGAUCUAGAUCGAAACACUUGUUUCAUUAACUUGCUAUAUAACCUGUAUGAUAAUAUUUGUAAAAAGUUGUCAAAAGCUAUAUUGUGUUGAUGGUAAAUUUCAAUGUAGACUAUUGAUAAUAUAAUGUAGAUGCUUAUACAUGUGUAUGUUAAUUUAUAAUUCAAAAUUCUUUUAAUACUUAUAGCACUUUAUAAUUGUAUAAACAUACUUAUUUAAGCUCAGUUUUAAAAAAGCUCCUGCAAUUUGUAUUUUUCACAUUUGAGUUUGUCGCUUCAGUUUGUUUUACCAGCUAAAGAAAACAAUGCUUUUAAAUUCAAGGAACUAAGACUAUGAUAUUCAUUAUUUCAGGCUGGCUAUUUGAGCAUACUACAGUGUCAUAUCUAUUUUACAUAUACUGGUAUAACAUUAUUAGAUAUGAUAAUGCAUAAAUAAUACAAAUGAAUUUUUAUCAUUUAUUAUUGUGUGGCAUACCAC